Molecule: messenger RNA, 218 nt
Organism: Sphenostylis stenocarpa
Lineage: Eukaryota; Viridiplantae; Streptophyta; Magnoliopsida; Fabales; Fabaceae
Source: the annotation of a GenBank genome assembly
GGUAUACGUACAGACGGUUUAAUUUCUCCGCCUUCAGAUCUAUCCGCGCUUAUUGCGUGCCUAACAUUGUUUUGGUACAGUCUGAAGAUAAGGUUUGUCACGAGGGCUUGGUUACGAAGUAUCUUCUCUCAUUUUCAAACAAAAAGAGUAUGGAAAACCAACAACCAAAGACAAAUUUUAGAAAUCUAGAUGUGUCCAUGACCAAAGCAAUUGGAGAG